UAGAAAGCCCAUCUCUGCGAGGGGAGGAGGGAAGGGUGGUCUCAGUCUCAGCUAAGCGGCUGCUUUAGUCCCCCACCAUAAGCAAAUUCACAGAUGUCUCUGCACGCGUCUCAGCCAUCAUGAGAAGGCAGCCUGCUCCUGUGUGAGCCCUGGACAGAGUGAAGCAGAAAGAGAUUCAAAGAGAAUCAGCAAGGAAAAGGGUGGGAGGGAGAGCAGGAGAAAGAAGAGGAGAAGGCGAAACACAUACAUCGUUUCUGCUCAUGAGCCCGAUCUGGUGUGUUUAAGCGCAAGAAGAGAAGAGAAAAGAGGGAGGAAAAUAAAUCCGUGGACCUUGACAUCUCUUUGUUUUAAUUUUCUCUCUCUUUUUUUAUUCAUUCAAUGAAUACUAACACAGCAGAGUAAAAGAAAGAGAUGCUUUGAAGGCUGUCUCUCUUUUGACAAGGGGCAAGAAAGAGAAACAGGGGGAUAGACGGCAUAAAGCAGGGACAAAAACUGGAUUGCUAGGAUGACUCGGAGUCGACUCGGAAGCUUGGAAUACGAGCCUCACGCUGAAGUCUCUGAAUGAGGGGCCGAGCCUGAGAAUGUAAAACCGUAGGGAGAUUUCGGAUGUCACUCAUGACGCGUCUUCCAUUGAGUUUGACCAUCUUGAGCUGCGAACAUCUCUGCUCCGCAUACAGCAGCGUCUACAGUCAAACUCGAGACAAAAGCUGGUGACAGUAUCUGACGGCACAGGGGGACAGAAGAACACUGAAGGAGGGGCUCCUGCUUGAUCGGGGCUUUUGGUGGCCUACAAGUGCAAGCAGCCAGAGGGAGAGAAACGGGUAAUAGUGAAGUAUCAUGGAGACAGUCACAGUUAGGUAGCCCAUCGAGCAUGGAGUUUUACCUUCUCAGCCACGCAUCAACAGCACCGCAAUGAACCAGUUCUGACUGUGGAUAAUCCAGAGCCAAACAACCAAUCAUUGAGAUGCCGAAGAGAAGAGAUAUUCUUGCCAUCGUGUUGAUCGUGUUACCCUGGACUCUACUCAUCACUGUUUGGCACCAAAGCGCUAUAGCUCCACUCCUCGCUAUCCGAAAGGCCUGUCACCACCUAGUAAAAGAGAUCUUUAUCAUUCCAGAGAGGCUUGCGGUCCACCACCACCGACUCUCAGAUGAAGGCGCCGAGGGCAGGAGGGAGGCUGGUGGUCAGGACUCCAAAGAAUACUGUGCCUCAGAUAAGGACAUUGUGGAAGUGGUGAGGACAGAGUACGUGUACACGCGGCCUCCACCCUGGUCAGAUGUGCUGCCCACGAUUCACAUCAUCACUCCCACAUACAGCCGGCCAGUGCAGAAGGCAGAGCUGACCCGUAUCGCAAACACCUUCCUCCAUGUCCCCAACUUGCACUGGAUUCUGAUAGAAGACUCACAGAGGAGAACUCCUCUUGUCACAAGUCUCCUCCGAGAGACGGGGCUAAACUACACCCACCUCAAUGUGGAGACUCCCAAGAACUUUAAAAUACGAGGUGACACUCGUGACCCCAGGAUUCCCAGAGGAACCAUGCAGCGGAACCUGGCCCUGCGUUGGCUUAGGGAGACCUUCAAAAACAACAGCCAGCCGGGCAUCGUCUACUUUGCAGACGAUGACAACUCGUACAGCCUGGAGCUAUUUGAGGAGAUGAGGUCGACUCGAAAAGUCUCAGUGUGGCCUGUGGCCUUCGUGGGCGGCCUGCGCUACGAGUCCCCCAAGGUAAACGCAGCCGGAAAGGUCUACGGCUGGAAAGCGGUGUUCGACCCCCACCGGCCAUUUGCCAUCGACAUGGCUGGCUUCGCCAUCAACCUGAAGCUCAUCCUCUCCAAGCCACAGGCGUACUUUAAGCUCCGCGGGGUGAAGGGAGGCUACCAGGAGAGUAGCUUGCUCCGAGAACUUGUAACACUCAAUGACCUGGAGCCAAAAGCUGCCAACUGCACUAAGGCCUAAAUGAAAAGAGGGGAUUCAGGGAACUGCUCACGGAACUGAAUUGGACUCGGUGAAGGAGACAGAGACGUCACACUGAUUACAGAUGAGUGCAGGAGAUGGACAAAAAGGGUGGUAAAGAUGGAGUAAAAGGGAGGGGGUGGGGGUUAAGUCGUGUAUGUGCAUGUCUUUUUCUUAUAAUCGUCCACUUCAGAUGCGAGCGUCACGGUUACCCGCCUCCUCACUACACCUGAGCAGAGAGGGAGUGGGCUCCUGGCAUGGCUCAUGCAUAUUUCAUGACUGCUGCCAAGGCAAGAUGAAAGAAGGAAGGGUCCCAACACAAAGGAGAGAAGAGGGAAAUGAGCUUGACACUUUGAGUUUGUUUCCCUCUUCCUCCUCCCCCCUUUGCAAACGUUUUCCUGCGUGUUUGUUCUGUCUCUGGGGCAAAAGCAAGCCAGCAUGAAAGCUUUGGAGGAUGUAAUGGAACAAAAACGUAUCCAGAAGAACUGGGGAGAAAACUGUAGUAAUGCCACUAAGGGAAAAGUUUAUACAACAAAUAAUUUAGAGCUGUCAGUCAUUUGAAGGAAGCAAUUAUUCUGUGGUCAGAAGAGGACAAGCUGAAAAAAGGCUGUGCUAAAUUUGUAAGAAAACCCUGUUUCAACGCUGCCUCUUUUCACUCUGCAGGGUUCACGCUCAAGUAGCUCUUUACACAUAGAUAGGCCCCGUGGUGGUGAAUGUACUGCUGGAGCAGCGUCCACAAUCGUCUGUAGUUGAAGAACAUGAGGUUGAAUCAGUGCAUUAAGGGAACAGCAUGUCACUAAUGUUUCUGCUGUUUGUGUUUCCAUGCUAUUUGUAUUUUUUUUUUUUACCAGAUACUCGUUUGGCACACAAGGACAGAGAAACCCGUCCUUGUGAAUGAGGGGAAGAAAGGAUUCACAGAUCCAAACAUGGAGAUUUGAUUGUACUUUCCUCAAACUCUGGUGGUGGGCCUUGCAUCUGCGGUGAGGGGAAACAGUCAAGUUUCUAUAGAACUGUUCAACUGUGAUCAAGUCUUAAUUCUAAGGAAACAAAAUGGAGGAAUAUGACAUGGGUUAAAAAUAUUUUUCAAAUAUGGACCAAAAACAUGUCAACUAUAUCAUAUCAAAGCACAGCAGGCAGAGGCAGCAGUCGUUCUUCGGGUCUACCACUGAAGAGCAAAGAGGACGGAUCUCUAAUGAGGUUUACCUCCACCUUCUCCGGGGUUGGGUGGGACAGCACAAUAUGAAAAGCAUACAGCCAGCAGACUGGAACAAGCAAGCAGGUCUGAAAACUAUCCUUCCUCCGCAAAUAAUGCAAAGGAUCUGAAAGAAAUGGACCAGGAUCUGCACAUUGCACACAAAAGGAGAUUCAGGAUGUGGUACACAUCAUCAGUGCUGGAUUUAGAAAAAAAAAAAGUUGAGUUCACUUUCAGCAAGGAAGAAAUGUUGUUUUAAUAACUACAAAUGUUUGCUGUAAUUUAAUUUAACUGGUUUAGGAGUUUUAUGAACACUUGAUCUGCUAGUUCACCUGUAUUGACUCUUCUCUUCAUGUCUUGUUGGGUUAUCAUUGUCAAUUUUACACCAUCAUUGAAACUCAUGCAUAUACAGUGGGCCACAUAGGCACGUACACUUAAAAGAGAAACUCAACCUUGGUGUUCAACUUGAGAAACAUAGUUAUCAAAAACUUAACACUCUUAGCAUUUAAAAUUAACACGGGGUUUUCUCUUGAGGAAGGGUUUAUGCGUAGUAAACAAAUAUGAGACCAAUCGGAGGCCUGGGGGAAAAUUUUGACAAAUGCACUGAACAUUGUAUUUAUGUGUGAAUGCAAAGCUAUUAAAUUAUUGAAACUGAAAGAUAGAACUCAUUUACUGUCUGCACUCGUCUUAUAGAAUACUGGUGGAAUGUGUGAGACUUUAUUAAGAGAACAUUUAGUUUGCGGCACCUUCAAAAUGAAGAACCUUUCAUUCAAGCUCAGAUUCAUAAACGUCAACUCCUACAGAGGCCCAAAAGUGUCACAUUGAAAUUCAAUUAUUAGAUAAGAGAGGAAAAAAAUACCCUACCAAGUACAUAAUUAAGAAAACAUGUCAUUAAUUAACUAAUGAUUUUGUGCUGCAGUGCAAAAUGAAUUUAGUUUUUCUCUUCUUUCUGCAUGCCCGUCAGUCCGCAGGCGGAGCUGACGCAGAUAUUCUGAAGAUGACUGAUUUGGUCUGAAGAAAAUUCUUUCACACACAUGGACUCUCUUUGGUUAGAUAUCUAUCUCAUUGCUGUAACAAAUGAUGAUUUUCCUGAUUUACAUGCACAACGUUCAGACCAUUAUUCUUUCAUAUAAACAAAAUAUCUCUCGCAGGGCAAAUAGAGAUUAAAAACGUGGGAACACCACCUUUAACAAAUUAAACAGUCUUUCAUGGCAGAACCUUUAUCAUUUAAUUCACUGAGUGCUCUUCUACUAUCUUACGUAGAUUAAUGCUUCAGCAGCACCACCAGGAUUAGGCUGGAUGUUUACACCUUCAGUUUUUUAAGCAGUCUCUAGAUAGGAGCCUCUCAUAAUGUUUGGGAUGUUAGGAUUUCAGAAGAUUUGCCUUGGUAUGCUUCUAUGGCUGGAAUAGAAAUUUUGGUUAAUUAAAAUAAAAAAUUAACACUCCUUAGGUUUUUUU
Molecule: messenger RNA, 4601 nt
Organism: Xiphophorus couchianus (Monterrey platyfish)
Lineage: Eukaryota; Metazoa; Chordata; Actinopteri; Cyprinodontiformes; Poeciliidae
Gene: b3gat1a
Product: beta-1,3-glucuronyltransferase 1 (glucuronosyltransferase P) a
Exons: 9
Coding region: 965-1954 (329 amino acids)
Biological process (GO): carbohydrate metabolic process; chondroitin sulfate proteoglycan biosynthetic process
Cellular component (GO): Golgi membrane
Molecular function (GO): galactosylgalactosylxylosylprotein 3-beta-glucuronosyltransferase activity
Source: RefSeq, a predicted model, not a curated record